AUGUUCAGAAUCGAACAAACUCUAAUGGGAACUUAUAUUGUUGAAUAUGAUUAUACAGCUAAAUCAUCGGACGAACUAACAAUACGAAAAGGAGAUAUUAUUACCGAUGCUUAUACAUCGGAAGAUGGAUGGUUAAAAGGAGAAUGUCGUGGAAUGAUUGGACAUUUUCCGGAUAAUUUUGUUACACCAUUACAUAAAGAAAAAGCCAAAACUCGAACGUUUUCCACAAUACAAAAUGGAAAUAAAAAUGAUACCUUACGAAAACGAUCAUUGACAACUAAUGAUACACGUAACGCUUCGCAAAAUGGGACAUUAUUUCAAGUACGAGCUGUUUAUACUUAUCUACCACUUCAUGAUGAUGAAUUAUCUAUAAAACCAAAUGAUACUAUUAAUGUUACUCAAUUGGUUGAAGAAGGUUGGUAUGAAGGUGUAUUGAAUGGUAAAGUUGGUUUAUUUCCAUCUAAUUAUGUUACGCGUAUUCAUGAUGAUCAUAAAACCAAGGGAAGCCAACCACAAUCUAAACAAAAACAUGUGAAUGGCCUUAAUGAACUCGUUAAAAAUGAAGCAUCAAAGAAACAUAUGACAACAAAAGCUCGAGUUUUGUAUGAUUAUAAGGCAACAGCUGAUGAUGAAUUAUCAUUAACAAUUAAUGAUAUUGUAACUAUACUUAACAAAAAUCUAGAAGAUGAUGGUUGGUGGAAAGGUGAAAUUAAUGGACGAAUUGGAGUAUUUCCAGAUAAUUAUGUCGAAGAAAUUUCAUCAUCAGUAAAUCUCAAACAUCGACUAAGUACACCUGAAAAUACAGCAAAACAUCCUUCUCGGAUAUUAUCAAAAACUAAAUCCGCCAAUGGUUCAUCUCAUAAUUAUUCUAAUGAGCCUCAUCAUUCGAAAAAAUCCACAUCAAUUAGUGAUGAUGAAGGUCAAUCAUCACGAAAUCGUCAUGUUGAAAAUAAUAAUAAUCUCGAUUCAAAAGAAAAAGCAAAUGAAAUGAAUAAACAAAAACCAACAACAAUUAAACGACCACCAUCAGCAACAUUAAGAAAAAAUGAAUUGGAGCCAAUCAAAACUAUUACUUCACAUGAUGAAACAAAUCAUUCACAUUCGAAUGAUAUUAAGAAUGAAUACAAAGUACAUACACCAUCUCCUCCACUAUUUCAACGAGAACCAGGUCAAUUAGAAUCACCUCGUUAUGCUAAUCGUUCAUUUUCUUUAACUAAUACAAAUAAUUCGACAUUAAAUGGUACUACUGAAUCACUUAAUUCUUCAUUUACAACAACACUUGAACAAUUACAAAAAGAUUUUACUAAAUUAAAAUCAUCAAUGAAUGAUAUGAAAUUAAAAUUUACGGAUCAAAUACAAGAUCUUAUGAAUGAAUUAGAUGAAGAAAAAAAAGUUCGUGCUACAUUACAAAUUGAAAUUGAACGUUUACAAAAACUUGUUCAAAAAUCAUCACUUAAUAAUUCAUAA
Messenger RNA from Adineta steineri, 1467 nucleotides. Lineage: Eukaryota; Metazoa; Rotifera; Eurotatoria; Adinetida; Adinetidae. The record is from the annotation of a GenBank genome assembly.